AUGGCUUCCCAAUCUGACCACCACCGCCGACGCGAGAGCCAUUCCAAGCGCUCUCGCUCACCUUACACUCGAGACCGUGAAGAUGUGAACAGAAAUCGAUCGCGGUCGCCGCACCGAAAACGCCAUCACCACCACAAACACCACGACCGCACGGUGAAGACGAAUCUACCAUACAAGAGGGCGCAGUUGAAGAAAGACGACUUCACCGAAUACAAGGCUCUGUUCGCAGAGUACCUGGAUGUGCAGAAGAGCAUAGAUAUCGACAGCAUAUCGGAGCACGAGGCCAAGGGACGAUGGAAGAGCUUCCUGGGCAAGUGGAAUCAUGGGGAGCUCUCACAGGGAUGGUAUGAUCCUGAGAUGAAAGAGCGAGUCGACGAGAGGUGGAAGACACGGCCGAAGGCAUCCCGACCCAAGCAGCGGGUGCCUGCAGAAACCAACGCCGGCGAGGAGGAUGAAGAUGAAGACGAUGAUGGGUAUGGUCCAGCUUUGCCUGGCAAAACUUCCUCCCGACCAGGUCCAGCUAUACCGAGUCUAGACGACCUCCAACACCGCCAAGAGCUCGCCGACGAAGACCGAUCGGCACGAAUAGCAGAUCUGCGGUACGAGCGCAAAGCAGACCGCAAUCUUCAGAAAGAACGCGCGGAAGAGCUAGCCCCACGCGCAGAUCCUGGCUCACGAGAACGGCAGAUGGAGAAGAAACAGGUAGUCACGGCUGUCAAUCAGGAAUUCAAAGACGCCAAAGAUGGAGGAGAUGUGGAGGUUGGUGACAAUGAGCUGAUGGGAGAUGAUGGUGUGGAUGGCUAUAAGAAGCAGGUGAACGAGAUGGAGAAGAAGAAGAACGAGAGAGAAUUGAGGAAGGAGGAGGUGUUGAGAGCACGCGCGGCUGAGAGGGAGGAGAGACUGCAGGCUCAGAGGGCGAAAGAGGAGAAGACGAUGAGCAUGUUGCGUGGUUUGGCGAGGGAGAGGUUUGGGUGA
This is a messenger RNA of Zasmidium cellare ATCC 36951, 975 nucleotides long. RefSeq lists its product as uncharacterized. The record is from RefSeq and is a predicted model, not a curated record. The transcript has a single exon. The coding region runs from base 1 to 975 and encodes 324 amino acids. Lineage: Eukaryota; Fungi; Ascomycota; Dothideomycetes; Mycosphaerellales; Mycosphaerellaceae.